Gossypium raimondii (Peruvian cotton) is the source of this 1141-nucleotide messenger RNA. Its product is annotated as scopoletin 8-hydroxylase. The coding region runs from base 44 to 1141 and encodes 365 amino acids. The record is from RefSeq and is a predicted model, not a curated record. Lineage: Eukaryota; Viridiplantae; Streptophyta; Magnoliopsida; Malvales; Malvaceae. The transcript has 3 exons.
CAAAAGAAAUACCACAAAAGCAUUACUCACAUUUCACACCCUAAUGGCUCCAAGUUUGGAUGAUGAGAGCUCUCUUUUUAACUUUGUCGUCCGAGAUGGAAAUGGCGUCAAAGGAAUAGUGGACUCUGGCAUAUCAAAGGUGCCUCGGCCUUACAUUCAACCACCUGCCGAGCAAAUUAAUAAGAAAAAUGCAAGUAAAUGUGAGAUACCACCGAUCGAUUUGUCGAAGCUCGAUGGCCCCGAGCAUGACGAAGUGGCCAACCAAAUUGUUAGAGCUGCUGAGACUCUUGGAUUCUUCCAAGUUGUAAACCAUGGAGUUCCCAUACAACUACUCGACGCCCUUAAGCAGACCGCACAUAACUUCUUUGGAUUGCCUGCAGAAAGAAAGGCUGUUUAUCGCAAAGAGGUGAGUCCAUCCCCAUUAGUGAAAUAUGGGACUAGUUUUGUGCCCGAGAAAGAGAAAGCAUUGGAAUGGAAAGACUAUAUUAGCAUGGCUUACACUAAUGAGAAUGAAGCUCUUCAACAGUGGCCUAUGGAGUGCAGGGAUGUUGCUCUUCAAUAUUUGAAGACGUCGCAUGAGAUGGUGAAGAAAUUGCUUGAUGCUUUGAUGGCAAAUCUAGGAGUGGAACUAGAUGACUCAAAUAUCGAUGCAUUCAUCGGAAAGAAGAUGGUUAACAUGAAUUUUUAUCCAACAUGUCCUAAUCCUGAAUUUACAGUCGGAGUAGGACGUCAUUCCGAUAUGGGUACUCUUACAAUCUUAUUACAAGAUGGAAUUGGCGGUUUGUAUGUAAAAGUUCCUGAAGAUAUAGAUAUGGAAAAGAAAGGAGAGUGGGUAGAGAUUCCUCCUAUUCCUGGUGCCUUAGUCAUCAACAUCGGCGAUAUGUUACAGAUAUGGAGUAAUGGAAGAUAUAAAAGUGCAGAGCAUAGAGUACGAACCACAAGUACAAAAUCUCGAGUGUCUAUACCAAUAUUUACAAGUCCUCAAGCAACACAAAAGGUUGCACCAUUACCUCAAGUGGUAGAGAAAGAUGGGAUGGCUCAUUAUAGAGAAUUUUUAUUUUCAGAUUACAUGAAUAGCUUUUUUGGGAACGCACAUGAUGGCAAAAAAUCUCUUGACUUUGCAAAAGUUAACUUUUCUUGA